ACUUGUGUAGAAAUUGCAUUGGUGGUCUUCGAAUACAAUCGAACAUAACAAAAUAAUGGAAGAAGAAGAAGCAUUGACGGGUGACGAAAAAGUUGCGAUGGAAAUACUGGAGAAAGAAUUUGAUUGGUACACUGUUGUGAGAGAAUACGUGAACAAAACUUUCGGAUGGUCGGAGCCUCGCAUUAAAGACGACGACAGGACACACUUCCUGAAAUUCAUGAAGGAGAUGGGCAAAACACGUGAGGCUUUGUGUGAUCUGAUGGAAUCCUCCGCCGAAAUCCUCCUCUCGGACCUCAAGUCGUUGAUCAAUGACGAAAGAGCCAAGUUCUACAAUUACUCGUUUGAGAUCAGCCAUAAGGUCUCCGAUCUCGCCUUCAAGGGUUACUUGGCUUCCUUUCAACCUUCUUCUUCUUCUAAGAAUUCUCUUCCUUUUUCCAAUUCCGAUUUCAAGGAGGAUAAAGAUGGGAAAACAUCGAGUGAGAAUUCAAGCAUCAGCUCCAACACUAGUACACUUUCGUCACUGAGCGAGAAUUCAAGCAUCAGCUCUGACACUGAGCCACCUGAGAUGAUUACUAGAAAAAGAGAGAGGAAUCGUGGGGAGGAGACAUUCUACCUAGCACCACCAACUGUUGAAGUGGAUAUUCCUAGACGUUAUGGGGAGUAUCAUUGCCACCACCACGACCACCGCUGUGGCAAGAACUUUCGUUUUCUUGAGGAAGCGGAUGAUUACUUUGAUUUUUAGGCACAACUACUGUUUGGUAAUUUUCAUUCACCCCUUUGAUUUUUAGGAAUCAAGUGAUACAUAUCUUAUCCUUAUGGCAUGCAUGUAUCUUUUUUAUACAGCAUUUCUUUUGAUCCAAUUCAUUGUUGAAUGCAUAUUGUAUAUCUAAGUUUGAGACAUAAUGUAGUCACAUGAGUAAAAGAGUA
Messenger RNA from Erigeron canadensis, 927 nucleotides. RefSeq lists its product as uncharacterized. The transcript is spliced from 3 exons. NCBI's taxonomy places the organism in Eukaryota, Viridiplantae, Streptophyta, Magnoliopsida, Asterales, Asteraceae. The coding region runs from base 56 to 742 and encodes 228 amino acids. The record is from RefSeq and is a predicted model, not a curated record.